Messenger RNA from Phytophthora infestans T30-4, 978 nucleotides. Its product is annotated as alternative oxidase, mitochondrial precursor. Gene Ontology annotation, biological process: alternative respiration. The transcript has a single exon. Lineage: Eukaryota; Oomycota; Peronosporomycetes; Peronosporales; Peronosporaceae. The record is from RefSeq and is a predicted model, not a curated record. Gene Ontology annotation, cellular component: mitochondrion. The coding region runs from base 1 to 978 and encodes 325 amino acids. Gene Ontology annotation, molecular function: alternative oxidase activity.
AUGAGAGCCACGGAGUUCUUGUUCCGCCGUCAUCCUCUACGAGUGUUUAAGCCCCAACGGAUCUCGUUUCCUGCUCGAGCACCGGUCAACUUCUUUGCGACUGCGCCACCAGCGAAUGGUGCUAGGAACGAGGGACACAAGAGCCACGCAGAGCCCUUCGAUGCGUUCAGUGAACCUGCGUACAAGGCGCAUUUCCUCGAGUCCAAGGACGUUCACCCGCUUCACCCCACAGCUACAAGCGGUGAGCCAGUGUGGGACCACCCGAUCAAACACACCGUGUACGAUCUGGACAAGAUCACCGUGAUGGAAGAGACCCACCAUCCUGUGGCCACGAUGAGCGAGCGGGUAGCGUACCUCGCUAUUAAGACGCUCCGUGUGGGCUUCGACAAGGUGACCAGAUAUCGUGGUCCAGGAGGGGAGAUGACGGAGAGAGAUUGGCUUCACCGUUGUCUCUUCUUGGAGUCCAUUGCUGGUGUCCCUGGUAUGGUAGGAGGUAUGCUACGUCACCUACGCUCGCUACGUCGUAUGAAGCGAGACUAUGGAUGGAUCCACACUCUUCUGGAAGAAGCCGAGAAUGAACGAAUGCACUUGCUCAUCUUUUUGCAUCUCAAGCAACCGGGUUGGUUCUUCCGGACGCUUGUGAUUGGAGCUCAAGGAGUGUUCUUUAACGGCUUUUUCCUCACGUAUUUGGUGUCACCAAAGACUUGUCAUCGCUUUGUGGGGUAUCUGGAGGAAGAAGCAGUGAAGACAUACACGUAUCUGCUGCAGGAUAUCGAGGAUGGCCAUCUGGACGGCUGGAAGCAGAAGCAGGCGCCGCUCAUUGCUCAGACGUACUACAAGUUACCUGAAGGUAGCAACAUUUACGACAUGAUCAAGUGCAUUCGGGCAGACGAGUGCAACCACAGAGAUGUGAACCACAAGUUUGCGGAUCUGGAUCAAAACAAGGGCAUCAGUCCGUUCGUGAAUAACCACCACUAA